Molecule: messenger RNA, 906 nt
Organism: Striga hermonthica
Lineage: Eukaryota; Viridiplantae; Streptophyta; Magnoliopsida; Lamiales; Orobanchaceae
Source: the annotation of a GenBank genome assembly
ACUGGGGAGAAUGGGUCUCUUGUAAGAGUGAUUUGAACUUGGCCUAUAGAUAUGAGGAACGAUUUUGGAAGCAGAAGGCUAGGAUCCAAUGGCUCAGAGAAGGGGAUCAUAAUUCUAAAUUUUUUCAUGCCCAAGUUAAGCAAAGAAGGGUUACUAAUAGUCUUGAUAGUAUUCUGAAACCAGAUGGAUCUCUAUGUUUGAAUGUCCAGGAUACUCUCUUUGAAUUGCUGUUUCAUCAGAUUUUCAAAUCUUCUAAUCCUUUGGAUCAAUUUUGUAACUUACAAAAUUUUUUCAUGCCCAUGUUAAGCAAAGAAGGGUUACUAAUAGAAAAAGAGACUGAAACUGCCUUGUUUGAUAUGAGUCAGGAUAAAUCCCCUGGGGCUGAUGGAUUUACUGCUUUGUUCUUUCAAAAUGCCUGGCCUGUCAUUAAAUAUCAUGUUUGUCUUGCUGUGUAUAAUUUCUUUUCUUGUGGGAAAAUGCCAAAGGGUCUGAACCAUACUGUUAUAACUUUGAUCCCUCAAAAGAAAAACCCUACAAAGGUUGCUGAUUAUAGACCUAUUAGCUUAUGCUCUGUUGUUUAUAAGAUUUUUGCUAAGGUGAUAGCUAAUAGGUUGAAACCAGUUCUUUCUUCUUGUAUUUCUGUUGCCCAAUCUACUUUUGUGCUUGGUAGACAAAUUUUGGAUAAUGUGAUAAUUUCAAAUGAAUGUAUCCAUUACUUAAAUAGCGAGAGAAAGGGUAAAAAUUUCUACAUGGCUUUAAAACUUGACAUGGCAAAGGCAUAUGACAGAGUUGAAUGGUCCUUCAUUGCUAGAAUUUGUAGGCAGAUGGGUUUUUGUGAUGUCUUUGUUUCUUGGAUCUUGGCUUGUGUUUGUUCCACAUCAUAUUCUUUCAAUGUUAAUGGUGCUU